UUUCUUCCGUUGUCAGCACAGCUACAGAAGACGCGGAGAUUACAGACUCAUUGUUUCUGCCUGCUACGCUCGACGAGUGCCGAAGGAAAAGUUACUACUCUAGAUUUGUCUUUGAGAGUGGAAGCUCGCAGUGCUACCUGCAACAUGUCCUUGGUGCCCUACGCCAUCCGGCCGCUGACGGCUAGGGACAGCCCACAGCUAGUGGACUUUCUACGUCGGUUCUUCCUGAGGGACGAGCCGCUCAACGCAGCCAUGGGCAUCAUGGCCAACGGGCGACAGUCCUGGCCAGAGCAAGAGCGUUUCCUUCUCGAGCCCCUGUCCCAAGGUGUUUCUUUGCAAGCAGUCGAUACCAUGAGUGGCAAGAUUAUGGGAGUCUUCAUAAACCACUUGCACCAACCUGGACAUGAAGGGGAGGCUGCCAGAGAGGUUGAGACCUGUCCAGAUCCAGCCUUCCGUGAGAUCCUGCGGUUCAUCACCUCUGUUGAUCUCCAGGUGUCUGAGAAAUUGCGUGCCCUGUUCCCUGAUGUACACCUUCACCGGUUGGAGAUUGUAGCUGGGUCUGUCGACCCAGCUGCCAGGAAUUGUGGAAUUGGCAUUGCCCUCAUCGAGCACACCAAGUCAGUAUCUAACAUCUCCAUCAACAUCAUGUGCUGA
Molecule: messenger RNA, 654 nt
Organism: Schistocerca piceifrons (Central American locust)
Lineage: Eukaryota; Metazoa; Arthropoda; Insecta; Orthoptera; Acrididae
Product: arylalkylamine N-acetyltransferase 1-like
Exons: 4
Coding region: 145-654 (169 amino acids)
Molecular function (GO): N-acetyltransferase activity
Source: RefSeq, a predicted model, not a curated record